ACCCUUUUAUUACACGGAAAUAUUAUAACAACAUUAAAAACGGCGCCACAUUUCUUCCCGAAGGCUGUCAGCAUUUUAUCCCUUGCAGAGAAUGAGAUUGCUGAUAUUAAUGAGGUUUCGUAUUUAUCAUGUUUACCUGAACUACAACAACUUUCUGUGAUGAAUAACCCAUGUGUUCUUAUGACGGCAUCAGUUAUAGGUUUUGAUUACCGACCAUUUAUUGUCAACUGGUGCCCUCUACUGGAGAUAUUAGAUGGAUAUACUGUCACAGAGAAAGAACAGUUAAAGGCAGAAUGGUUAUACAGUCAAGGUAAAGGUCAUCACUUCAAGGUCGGUCAGCAUGUAGAAACUAUACAAUACCUGGCCAGUGUAUGUCCUCUUACAGCAUCUGUACAGCAGCACACAGUUAGUAAGAGAGGAAAAGUUAAGUCUUUGGUCACCAGGUUGGAGUCAGCCGAGGAUGCCAAGUUAAGCCAAAUCUUGUCUAAACAACGUUAUCAUCAGCAACAGUUACAUACCUCCCAACAACAACAUAAUAUAUCACAGCGGUCACCACCACAACAACAACAACAACAGUGGAAUAUACCUGCGAAACAGUCUCCACAAGGUGGAGAUAACUCUAAUGUAACAGAGACUUGUUCUCCUACACAAAAUACACACGGUAGACCAGUGAGGGCUUGGACUGUACAUGCAGAGAAUUCUGUGAGUUCUAUUGCGAGUCAACCAUAUGACAGAUCUGGACAACAUAUCAAUGAUUUAUCUGUACAAGAUGUUACUUCAGAAGAUUAUGAUAAACGUAGUACUUCUAGUUUGUUGGAUUCCGAGUCAACAUACAUUCCAGUAGGAGGAAAGUCACCGGUCACCCCAGCUCGACCUAUGACCGCACCUACUAACAACAUGUUCUCAAGUCCUAUUACACAACAUGUCCUUGACAUUUUGUCACGAGGUGAAAAUCGCCCGGCUACAGCAAUAGGCGAUAAUAAAUAUGACGCUUACGAUAAACGACCAAUAAAACCAAUGAACCAAGAAUUGUAUAAAGGUAUAUUUAAACCAGACUUUCAUGCAUCGCAGCCACAAAUGUCCGGAAAUGAGCCGGUUGUUGGAAUUAAAAAGAAGGUUCCGCCUACGGCCCUUGCUGUGGAUUGUGAUACCAGUCAGGAUGUGUCACAAGUUGAUGAUUUGCCAAAAGAGAAUGUUGAACAUUUUUCAUCAAAAGAGUUGAGCCUUAUUAAAGACGCUGCUGCAAAGAAAGCGCGAAAAUCUUCCUCAAGGUCGAAUCGUGAGGAAUCAAAAAGUGCAAAAACUGUGGAUAGGAAAAAAGAUAGACAUGAUUCUGUUCAUUCACACUCAGGAAAUAAAACUUCUAUUCCAGUGGCAUCUAAAUCUACAGUGUCACGAACUCAGUCGGAAUAUGUUCCUGGUAAAUAUUCAGCUUCACGUCGCCCUGCGACAACUGAAAGUGAUUCACGUAACAAGGGUAAAAUGAUUAAAACCAUUCCAGAAAAAGUAAUCGGGUCUGACCGUGUUAACAAAAGUGAUUCAAAACGUGAUCAUGACAAUAGUUUACGAGAUUCUGGAAUUUACUCACGACCCACGAGUGAUGCUGUGCUUGCAGAAGAUAUAAAAGCCCUUCAUGCAGCAACAAAGAUUCAGAGUUUCUGGCGAGGUUAUUACACUAGAGAGCAUAAUGUUGACGCGGUACGGGUGCGGCGGGAGAUUCGCGCUCGAAGGGCGGAGGAACAUAUUGUGGUGCUGCGUACAGAACUUGACAAACAGAGAAGAUUGUAUGAUCAAGAACGUCAGUUAAGAACAUUACAACUAGAAGCUAUCAGACAGUUAUGGAAAGAGGUGCAGUCAUUACAAAGUUGGAAGAGCGAGGUAUUACAGUCUCAGUCAUUUAUUUCCCCGGAGAUAAAACGUGAACAUGAUUGUAACUCGUACAACUCUAGUUUAGAAAUACAGAACACGUUAGCUCGUGCUGAAAUGAUACAUCGUAUGGGAGACACGAUGGCUACACAAUCUACAAUAGAUACAACCAAACAGCGGGAACUCGAGAAAACAUGUCUGAAUCUACAGUCACAGGUUAGCCAGCUGCAGGAAGCAUUGAAGUCUGUGUCUAGUAUAGUGUUACAGAGUACCGGAGGGUCAAUGCAGGGGUCAGUGCAUGGUUCCUUGCCAGUCACACCACGGUCAACUCAGUCCAUCUCAAGUUUAAACACAACUGGCAACACAAACAGAGAAUUUGAAGAGGAGGAUAUUUUGGUGACGGGAGAUUUUGAUGAGUUUGAGAUUACCGAUUAUGACUCGGGAUCUCAUUGGGGUACAGUGCCCCACUCCCUGUCCCCGUACCCCUCGGAGGAGGAGGAGACAUAUUUUAAAUCUGUGCCACAGCCAGGAUUUCCUACGCCACCUCGAGGUCUGAGGUUAGAGAAUCGAGGGCCGUCAGCCCUCGUAUUAAGAUGGCAGGCAUCAAAGAUACUGGACAGUGAGGGUAAAGAGACCAGUAAACCUUUGCUGGGUUAUCGUGUAUUUGUGAAUGACAAACCUAAAGCAAUGAUAGCUGGUACAAAACAGAAGGCAUUGAUUGAAGGAUUAGACCCUUCCCUUACAUACAAGAUCUAUGUGAAAGCAGUAUCAGAUCUUGGGGAGUCAAACAGUUCCGAUGUUGUCAUGGCUGCACUUGCCAAGGGGUCACGACGAAGGUCAUCAAGUAGCGAUAGUAACAGAUCAUACGACAGUGACCGCGAGUCAACAAGUAGUGAGCGGAGAACUCCUCAUAGAAAAGAUUCAAGGAAAAAUCGUAAAACUAAAUCGCCAAGGUCGUCAAAGCAGGAAAGAACAAGUUCUAGUCAUAGGUCAAAUGUAAGUACAACAGAAAGACCGCCUUCUAAAAUGGAAUUGGAGGCUGAAGGUAUAAUGACCCAGCCGAGGAUGCACAAACAUCGUAGAACUCCGAGUAAAGAUUACCAGAGCAGAGAUGACAAUUUGAAACCAAAGGAGACGCCACAAAGUCCUGUAAUGCGUUCACCAAAACACCAAGCCCAGGAAUCUCAGGGUUUUAGUUAUGAUAGCAGAAGUAAGGGUGAACAUGUAGCUGACUCGCAACAAAGUAUGUCAUCUACAUUUACAAUUGAUAGUCAAAAUUCUGUUAUUCUUGCCUUAAGUACUGGUGGGAAAUCUGUAGACAUUGAUAAUAGUGUUGAUACUAAAGAAGGUCAUGUGAAAGGUCAUCGUCGCAGACGUAGUCGUGAUAUGAAAAAUGAAAAGUUGGAGAGCAAAGGGGAUAUAUCUGACAGUGGGUCUUCUGUUUCAAGUGCAAUUAUUCUAAGUAGAAAUAUAGAUAGUGCUAAUGAUAAGAAUUACAGUGGGACAGAAAGUCCGUCAGUACGUAGUCGUAGAUCAAAAGACUCUUCAGCGAAAGAUACUUCAAAAGACGACAGUGACACUGGAAGUUUACAUAGAAGUGAUAGUACAAGUAAAAGAAAUAGUGCAAAGAUAAGUCCCACAGCAGGUAGCCAGGGUGUGCCUGUAAUUGAUGGGCGGAGACGUCAUGGGUCAGGAAGCAGACCGUCCAGUCCCGCCCAGGGAGAGGUGUCCGAAUCACGAUCUUCUGUAAAUGCAGCUGAUAGACGCAGAAUGCCAAUGGCAGACUUGCUAGAACAGAGAUUUUCUGGUCGUGUUGGUCAGAGUACUGGUAGUACUGCCUCGUCUACAGCAACAUUAACACAGAGUCAGGUAGACAGUAGUACAAGUGACCUACCACCUCAGAUUCCACGGAGAGAUGGUAAAUACUCAAGUCUUGAAAAUCUGUCAACCAAAUCUUCACACGAGUACAAGAGCAGUCCUACGGAGAGAUAUUCUCCCACCGGGUCAGAGAGAAGGCGUACUAGUUCAACAUGUUCGGAGAGUGAAAUACCGUCAAGUUCAUCUGCAGCACGCCAGCUUGAUAUGGACACCAAAAAUUCUAAUUCAAAUCCUGGAAAUACUGGCAUUGUAGCCAAAUUGUUACAAAAGUUACAGAACUUUUCCAAGUCACAAGAAGAAUCAUUACAAACAACAAAAUACAAGCGUAAAUCCGGGGAGACGAAAGAUCCGCCUCGUAAAACAAGUGGUGAUAGUGACAGUAGUGAAGUCAAUACUGGACAGGGUACAAUACAGAGUGAUUCAUCUGGUGCACACUCAGACGAUAGUCAGCAAGUGACACGACCCUCGUAUAGAACACAUAGAAGAACUGCGUCUGAUCACCGAGGAGUACCUGUAAAGAUGUCAGACCAGCCAUCGUCAUCAUCACAUCGUCAGGAUCACAGUCCAGUUAUUAUGGACUCUAGUAAAACAUCGCCCGCCCCUUCAUCAUCCACCAAUAUUAAACGUCACGCAUCAUUCCACGGCAUCUUACCAUCAAAGAAAGAAGACCUUGUACGCAGCGGAUCAACUGAAAAUCUUGCAGUUGAGAAAGUUUCUACCACAGUAACAGGAAAACAGCAAAAUAUUUUUUGGAUGUACAAAACAAGUGGGCAGUUAUACCACCAAGACUCGGAUAUCACAGUACCAACAACACCCACACGUCGACACAGGAACCGCUCUAGGUCACGUAGCCCCGGUCCAGCAUCACCACACGUGCCUAUCAUAUCUGCAGCACAGUUACAGAGAAACGCACGUGUACCCUCUACAGCAACUUAAAGUUACUUGAUGAAAUCAGUCAAAAGAAACAUUUAUAGAAAAUGGCAUUCCUGACUUAUUAAUAAGUUAGCAUACUUAUAAAUACUCAUUAGUUAAAGUGAUUUAGCUUUCAUGCUUGAGUAAUUCAUAGAGACUUUUAAGGAAUUGUGUAUAGUUUGAAUGAACCCCAGAACUUAAAGGCUUGCAUAUUUGUAUUGUUUCAAUUAUUACGCUAACUCUUAAGAUUAAAGUAUAGAAUUAUGUGAUCUUAGAUGAUAAUUAUGUUCUCUACAGUUGCUGGAAUUUAAUAAAGUUGUGGUGAUCUUGAAUUAAGGUCAAUUAUAAAAGCUGCGUAAAAUGAAGUUUUUAUUUUUGCCAUUUGCUAAAAUCAAGAUGGCAAUGAGAUAACUAAAAUAAACAUUGGUUGUCACUAUCUCUUAUGUUCUUUCCAAUAUAAAACAGGUGUGCCAAUAAGCAUUUCAUAUGGACAGAAAUUAUUGCAUUUAUUUUUUGUGUUCGAUUUUUCUGCUUUAAAGCUUCUUACUGGUGUUGUUAUGGUAUCAUAUUAUGUGUAAGCUUCGCUGCAUUUUCAUUUUAUUUCGUUCAUUUUGUGUAAUUAUUUUGUACUGUAAGCAUUUAGUUGUAUUCAACCUGUUCAUUGAACAUUUAGUUGUACCAACCUGUUCAUGUAACAUUUAGUUGUAUUCAACCUGUUGAUAUAACAUUUAGCUGUAUUCAACCUGUCAACUAAGUAUGUGAUAUAUAAGAUUCUGUGAUAGGGUGAAGACCACGUGAUGUCUGCAGGAAGACUCGUUAAUGCCGUCCAGGAUUUUGAGAAUUAUUAAAAUUACAGAAGAGUGUUAUUGUCUCGUCCCCUCCUACAUGUUUAUCUAAAUAGUACAAAAAUAUACAUGGAGAGAAAGAAAAUUAAAGUUGUGAAUUAAAUACAAUAUAUGCCCUGAAUUAAGCUUUCGUACAUUUUUUUUCCUUGACUGUAGACAUUGUAUAUAUAGCAGAUGAUCAAGAUAAACAUGUUAUUGUUUUAAAAUAAUAUGAUACUGUAAUAUGGAUAUGUUAUUACAUAUACAUUAACAGCAGAAGUGAUUUAUUACUCAAAUCAGCAUGAAAUGUUAUA
Molecule: messenger RNA, 5794 nt
Organism: Ruditapes philippinarum (Manila clam)
Lineage: Eukaryota; Metazoa; Mollusca; Bivalvia; Venerida; Veneridae
Molecular function (GO): protein binding
Source: RefSeq, a predicted model, not a curated record